Molecule: messenger RNA, 774 nt
Organism: Colletotrichum karsti
Lineage: Eukaryota; Fungi; Ascomycota; Sordariomycetes; Glomerellales; Glomerellaceae
Product: short-chain dehydrogenase reductase sdr
Exons: 1
Coding region: 1-774 (257 amino acids)
Molecular function (GO): oxidoreductase activity
Source: RefSeq, a predicted model, not a curated record
AUGUCAUCUCUGGACGGACUCGUUAUCAUCGUGGCAGGCGGCGCCGGCGGCGUCGGCUCGGUCACGUCAAAGAUUCUAGCCGACCGCGGAGCCAAAGUUGUUGUCGCCGACAUCAACGACCAGCGUGCAACCAAGGUGGCAAACGAAAUCACUCAGGCAGGCGGUAGUGCUGUAGCCUACCACCUAGACUUGGCGAAAGAGGAAUCUGUUCGAGAUGUCAUCGAAAAAUCAGCGCAAAACUUCGGACAGAUCGACGGACUGGUCAACAUGGCCGCACAAACACGUCCUGACAUCAUCAACAAAGAUGGACCAGUCGACAACAUGAGUCCCGACGUCUGGCGCGAGACUAUGGAUGUAAAUCUCAUAGGGUUCGCCCUGACCACAAAGUACACCCUCCCACAUUUUCUUAAAAACAGCGGGGGAAGCAUAGUCAAUAUUUCCUCUGGUGCAGCUCACGCUGGCGAGCCGACUCGUCCCGCAUACGGAGCAUCGAAAGCAGCCAUUCAUGCUCUCACCCGGCAUACGGCACGGAAAUGGGGGCCUCAAGGAAUCAGAGCCAACGCUCUUAUGAUAGGGCUUAUUGCGACCGAGCAAGUCAAGGAACUUUAUGCGAACCAGCCAUAUCUUCAGGAAGCUAUCAAGAGCUGUCCUUUGCAACGCAUGGCUGAGCCAAAGGAGAUCGCGACGGUGGUUGCGUUUCUACUUUCAACGGACUCAUCUUACGUCACCGGGCAGGCGUGGGCCAUUGAUGGCGGGUAUCAGUUUCGAGAUUGA